Molecule: messenger RNA, 346 nt
Organism: Meleagris gallopavo (turkey)
Lineage: Eukaryota; Metazoa; Chordata; Aves; Galliformes; Phasianidae
Source: RefSeq, a predicted model, not a curated record
UUUUUUCUUAAUCUGUUUUGCAGGGUAUGAGUUAGUGUUCUAUGACAGAGCCAAAAUGUCGGAUGACAUCAAGAAGCGGUUUGAAUUCCCUAAUGCAGUUAUUCAAUCACAGGCAGUAGGCCAUCUGAUUGCUGCAGUACUGAAAGAAAAUGCUUCUUCAGAGAAGAUCAUGCAGGCCUCUCACCAGACUCCUGCUCUGAACUUACUCUGGGAGAAGUGCUGCAGUGAGAAUGUUGCCUUGAGAACAGCUUGCUCUGAGGGUUUGGUGGCGCUUGUUGCAGAGAACCAUGCCGAGCUCAGCUAUGUUCUUCAUGGAGCUGUCAACCUAAUUCCCUCAGCAAGGUAG